CUACCAGGCGCCCUUUUGUCUCUAUAGAUUUCGUGCACCUUCGCCAUGGACCCACUUAGUGUGACAGCCAGCAUUAUUGCUAUUCUCCAACUCUCGAGUAAGGUCGGCUGCUACCUGAAUGACGUUAAAGAUGUUUCGAAAGACCGUGCGAAGUGCGCGAUUGAGGCGGCCAACCUCAACAGUCUUCUCACAACCCUUAGGUUCCGUCUUGAAGAGGGAAGGUCCAAUACACCAUGGCACACCGCCGUUCGGGCCCUUGCCACUGAAAAUGGCCCACUCGAUCAGUUCAAGCAAGCGUUGGAGGAGCUGCAGAGCAAGCUGACAGGGGGAACUAAGAUGAAAAAGGUAGGCGACGCAUUAAUAUGGAAGUUCAAGAAAGAGGAGAUUUCCAGCAUUUUAGACAGGAUGGAACGCUUGAAGACGUUAGUAGAGAUUGCUUUGCAGAUGGAUCACUACAAACUAUCUCAAGCAAUUAAAGAAGAAUGUAGCCUUAUUCGGGCGCAUGCAUCUACCAUAAACUCUGGGCUCGAGACGAUACGACAGGCCCAAGGCGAUGCACGGCACAGCGAGCUUGUGAAAUGGAUAUCAACGACCGAUUAUCCUGCUCAACAGUCUGAUAUUAUAGGUCGCAGAGAAGAAGGGACAGGGCAGUGGUUUCUCAGUGCUCCAGAGUUUGCUAGAUGGCUCCGUGAUCCAAAAGAGACACUGUUCUGCCCAGGGAUCCCAGGAGCUGGCAAGACCAUGAUAUCGGCCAUUGUGAUCGAUCACCUAUUAAGAACAACGCAAAGCGGUUUAGUGGGGGUUGCGUAUGUAUAUUUCAACUACAAGGCUAAGAAAGACCAGGAUGCUACUAGUAUGCUGGCGGCUAUUCUUAAGCAGCUAGUCCAGAGUCAACCUUCGCUCGUACAACCCCUAGAACAAUUGCACAAGCAGCAUGCCAAAAGAGGGACUAGGCCAUCGAACCAAGAGUGCUCACACGAUGAUGGUAACCGCCACCAGUUCUUGACUCGUAUCCGAACUCUACAAUCUCAGAAUGAUGUGCGUCUUAUGGCUACAUCGCGCUUUAUUCCAGAAAUUGUUCGAGAGUUUGAGAAAGUAGCGAAGCUUGAGGUGCGGGCAACAGACGAUGAUGUGAGGCGAUUUGUGGCUGGCCAGGUUUACCGGCUGCCUAACUGCAUUCAGCGCAACUCUGGACUGCAGAAUAUGGUGAAAGAAAAGAUUGCAGAGGCUGCAGAUGGCAUGUUCCUUCUCGCUCGCCUACAUACAGAUUCACUCUUAGACAAGAGGACCCCAAAGGAUGUAAAGCUAACACUGGGUAAAUUCUCCAAAGGCUCCACAGCGCUUGAUGAUGCCUAUAAGGAAGCAAUCCAAAGAAUAGAAGGCCAGCUACCCAGAGACAACCAACAAGCUAAGACAGUUCUGUCAUGGAUUACAUACGCACAAAGACCGCUUACUACAGCUGAGAUGUGCUGUGCUUUGGCAGUAGAGCAAGAUGAAGAGGAGCUUGACCCAGAAAAUAUACCGGACGUCGAAGAGCUAUUGUCAAUAUGCGCGGGCCUCGUUAUUGUCGACGAGGAGAGCGCUAUAAUCCGUCUCGUGCACUAUACUACACAAGAAUACUUUGAGCGCAUUAAGGAGGAGUGGAAUCCUGGCGCUCAACUUCACAUCGCGUCGACAUGCCUUUCUUACCUCUCAUUUAAUACCUUCCGAGAGGGCAGCAGUUCCUCUGAUCAGAAGUUUGAGAGCAGGUUAGCACAGAACGUGUUCUUAGACUAUGCGGCUCGGUACUGGGGACAACACGCAGCAAAAGUUCAAGAUGAAGUGUACGAGCUAGCAUGCACCUUUCUUAUGCAUCGCGGCUUGAUUUCAUGUGCUGUGCAGGUAAUGACAGCUCCGAAUGAUGGGUGGAAAAUAAAGGGAUACAGCCAGCAGUAUCGGAAAAACACCACAUGGUUACACGUCAUGGCGCAAUUUGGGCUCCAUGCUCUAUCAAAAAUGAUAUUCGAUACAUGUAGAAGAGAUAUUGCCCCCUCUAUCAAUGGCAGAGACAGCGUAAACCAGAGCCCAUUAUAUGUAGCAGCAAAACAUGGGCAGGAAUCUAUGGUGAAGCUGCUGCUUGACAAGGGCGCCGAUGGCGCCAAUGUCAACGCGCAGGGUGGAGUAUACGGCAACUCACUCCAGGCAGCUUCAGAAGGAGGCCAUGAGCAGAUUGUGAAGCUGUUGCUUGACAAGGGCGCCGAUGUCAACGCGCAGGGUGGAGUAUACGGCAACGCACUACAGGCAGCUUCAUCCAGAGGCCGCGAGCAAAUUGUAAAGCUGCUGCUUGACAAUAGCGCAGCCUUCUCGUCUUAA
This is a messenger RNA of Lindgomyces ingoldianus, 2352 nucleotides long. Its product is annotated as ankyrin. Bases 46 to 2352 code for a protein of 768 amino acids. NCBI's taxonomy places the organism in Eukaryota, Fungi, Ascomycota, Dothideomycetes, Pleosporales, Lindgomycetaceae. The transcript has 5 exons. Gene Ontology annotation, molecular function: protein binding. The record is from RefSeq and is a predicted model, not a curated record.